Messenger RNA from Penicillium brevicompactum, 1032 nucleotides. RefSeq names its product lipase family protein. The transcript has 5 exons. Lineage: Eukaryota; Fungi; Ascomycota; Eurotiomycetes; Eurotiales; Aspergillaceae. Bases 1 to 1032 code for a protein of 343 amino acids. The record is from RefSeq and is a predicted model, not a curated record. Gene Ontology annotation, biological process: lipid catabolic process.
AUGUUUCGGUUUCUCCGCGCCGAGCCACAUACCAGCAUACGCAAGUUGCAGGAAUGCCGCGCCGAUCCUGUCGGAAUUCCACCGGUCACGCGUGAAAAUGUGCGCCAUGCACCGGAGCAAAACCUCACUUUGGAAUCACAUCUCACGAUGCUUCUGGUUGGUCGAAUUUUGGGCCUCGCGGCCCUGGCUGUGUUGGCUGUGGCUGCUCCUUCGCGUCCGGUCCCGAGAGAUGUGUCGAGUAGUGUGCUUAGCCAGCUGAGUCUGUUUGCCGAGUAUUCGGCAGCUUCAUACUGCUCCAACAACAUCAACUCGACUGGUAAUGCUGUCACUUGCGCAGAAGGCAACUGUGCCUCUGUGCAGUCUGCCGAUACAACAACUCUGUGGGAGUUCGACAGGGCUUGCUCAUAUGGCAACGUCGCCGGUUUCCUCGCUGUCGAUGAGACCAACAAGCUCCUCGUCGUUUCUUUCCGCGGUAGCCGAGCGCUCACCACUUGGAUUGCGAACAUCAACUUCGGCUUGACCGAUGCGAGCUCUCUAUGCAGUGACUGCGAAGCUCAUUCCGGAUUUUUGGAAUCGUGGGAAACCGUCGCGGAUGAUCUGACAUCGAAGAUCAAGUCCGCACAGUCGACUUACUCCGGAUACCAGCUUGUCCUUACAGGACACAGCUUCGGUGGAGCUGUUGCGGCCCUUGGAGGCACCGCAUUGAGAAACGGAGGAUUAACAGUCAGCCUGUACACAUACGGUCAGCCGCGCAUCGGAAACGAAGCAUUGGCUACAUACAUCACGAACCAGGGCAGUCUUUGGCGAGUGACACACCAAGACGACAUUGUUCCUAAGCUACCACCUUCGAGCUGGGGAUUCAGUCACCCCAGUCCCGAGUACUGGAUCACCAGUGACAACGAGGCCACAGUCACCUCGUCAGAUGUGGAUGUGAUUGAAGGUGUAGGAUCCAAGUCAGGCAAUGCGGGAACAUUGAACCCAGAUGUUGAGGCCCAUAACUGGUACUUUGGACACAUUGAUGGUUGCCAGUGA